Messenger RNA from Mesorhabditis spiculigera, 1956 nucleotides. Lineage: Eukaryota; Metazoa; Nematoda; Chromadorea; Rhabditida; Rhabditidae. The record is from the annotation of a GenBank genome assembly.
AUGUCCAAGUACCCGUCCACCUCCUUUGACAAAUGCGAUCUGUUCGAUGGCAUUCACUGGAAGGACUACUUCGACUACUCGUCCUUCCAACAGGCUACGCCGCCCCCUCAAACUCUCGAAGAAAAGAUUGAAGCCGUAGAUGAAAAGAUUAAGAAGAUUCUCGACCAAGUCCCUGCCGAGGACCGCUACCAAGUCAACGACCCGGACGCGAAGAUCUACUCCAAGGCCCAGCUGCUCGCCUUCAGGGAGGGAGUCCAGACAUCGCCCGAGCUCCCCAUGGAGCUCCGCGUUAUCCCAAGUGUUGAUCCGAAUAUCGGUGCUAGUCUGGCUCAGGAGAAAAACUGGCGCAGUAUCGCGUGGAAUCAGGCUGAGGUUACUGAACUGUCGAAGGAAAUCGAGGGGAAACACGCGGAGCUGACGCGCACGCAAAAUGCGCUGAAAGAAUCGGAGACUCUUGAGGACUUCUUCGAGGAGGACGACUACAGCGAUUGGAUCCAGGAAUGGGCAAGGGCGAUGAAGCACGAUUACAAGAACGCUACGCUGCUUUCCCCGCCUUGGAUGUCCCCGGGCAUCAAUCACUUUCCGGCCCGGGAGCAGCUCGGGCAGCGCCAAAUGAAUCCAGAUCAGCCGGGCCCGUCGUCACAGUAUGGUGCCAUCGACCAAGCCGAUGUCGCAGUGAUUUCGCCCCGCCAGACAAUGCGAAAGCCCGUCAUCCGGAUCGAAGCUCCAGAAGAUGUCGAGCCAGUUGCUGCCCAACAAAACGACGAUGCUCCCGGCGGCGAUGAAGUUGAAAUGAAGUAUGGUGCUGAACAUGUCAUCCGCCUCUUUGUCCCGGUGUCGCUGUGUAUGGCCCUGGUGGUGGCGACGAUGAAUUCUAUUGAUUUCUAUGGCGAGAGCAACGGGCAAGCGCUUCUCUACACACCUUUUACAAAGCCGACUGAAGAUACUGGAGAGAAGGUGCUCUACUCCUUGGGAAACGCUGCUGUCCUGCUCGCAUUCAUCAUCGUCAUGACUGUGGCAUUAAUUUGCCUCUACAAAUAUCGUUUCUAUCGCAUCAUCCAUGGAUGGUUGUUUGUGAGCAGCCUUCUACUCCUUACUAUGUUCGUCACGCUUUAUGUAGUCCAGAUCUUCAAAACGUUCAACGUGUCUGCAUCGCUGAUCACGGUCUUCUUUGGCAUCUACAAUUUCGCGACGCUAGGAAUGAUUUGUAUUCACUGGAAAGGACCACUGAUUUUACAGCAGGCUUAUUUGAUCAUUGUCUCGGCGCUGAUGGCGUUGACAUUUCUGAAGUACCUCCCCGAUUGGACUGUAUGGACGGUUUUGGGCGCUAUUUCGAUCUGGGACUUGAUUGCCGUGCUCACGCCAAAAGGACCCUUGCGGAUUCUUGUGGAAACGGCACAGGAGCGAAAUGAGCCCAUCUUCCCGGCCCUCAUCUAUUCCAGUGGAAUCCUAUAUCCGUAUACGUUGCUGUCGAUGGUUGAUACUGAUGAACCUGCACCGAUGGAGAAGGCUAAGGUGAAGCGCUAUGCUGUCAAACCGGCCGGAAGUGCUGAGACGGCUGUUUUGAAUGACGGUGACGUUAUUGAAGAAGCUCCUAUCGAUGCUGACGCAAUUGAGCAAGCGCCUGAAGCGAAGGACGAAGCUGCAACAACUGUCGUCACUCCCCCUGCUCGUGCUGUAACGGAAGAGCGAGGGAUCAAGCUCGGCUUGGGAGACUUCAUCUUUUAUUCGAUCUUGGUUGGAAAAGCAUCCACCUACUACGAUUGGAACACGACCCUCGCCUGCUACGUGGCAAUUCUCAUCGGAUUGUGCCUAACCCUGCUGCUUCUCGCCGUCUACAAAAAAGCCCUUCCGGCCCUCCCGAUCUCUAUCUUCUUCGGUCUGAGCUUCUAUUUCCUGAAUGCCGGCAUCCUAUCCCCUUUCUGCUCCCGGGUGACCGAGAAUUUGCUGGUAUAC